This is a messenger RNA of Elaeis guineensis (African oil palm), 1094 nucleotides long. RefSeq lists its product as uncharacterized. Lineage: Eukaryota; Viridiplantae; Streptophyta; Magnoliopsida; Arecales; Arecaceae. The record is from RefSeq and is a predicted model, not a curated record.
AAGGAUCACCACCCAGCAUCCAAGUUCGUGCAGCGCGGAAUCCCAGAUCUCCCCGCCGGUUGGCUCGGGUUAGGUCCCCCGCAGCCCCAACCCCGAGCUCGUGCCGCCGCCCUCCAAGCUCCGAAUUUUGUGGAUUAGAGAUCGCUUAUCGGGCAGUCUCGGCCGUCGGAUCGGGAGAGGGGUGGUGGUAAGGAUGUCUUCGUCGGCGGCGGUCAAGGGGACCGGUAGCGGCGGCAGUGGCAGCAGCGGGAAGGGGAAGGGGGUGUCCUCGCCGGAGGGUUCGAAGAAGGUGGAUGGAUCAGGGAAGGUGGUUCUGGUCUCGAAGAAGAAAUCCGUGACCGUGGCCUCCAAAUCGGAGGUGAAAGGGAAAUCAUCGUCAACUGCUGCCAAAAGUGUUGCCAAAACAACAACUGCCAGAGUGAAGGCCGAGAAGAAGGUCUAUUCUUUGCCUGGUCAGAAGCAUGACCCUCCCGAAGAGAGAGAACCCUUGCGGAUAUUCUAUGAAUCCUUAUCAAAACAGAUUCCAUCCAGUGAAAUGGCAGAGUUCUGGAUGAUGGAACAUGGUUUACUAUCCCCUGAACGUGCAAAGAAAGCAUACGAGAGAAAGCAGAGGAGGCAGCAGCAACUGCGUAUGGGCACUCCUAUCAAAUCCACAAAGCAGGAGAAACCGGAGAGCUCAAAGAAACCACAGGUAUGGAAGAAUGGAGUUGUCAAGAUAAAGAAAAGAGUCGAUUUCAGUGACAAUGAUGAUGACUUUAUUGUGAAAUACAAGAAAUCAAAGGGAUGAUGUAAGCUUAAUUUAAUUGUUAAGCCAACAGAUGAGUGUAGAAUAUUCCAUAUUGUCAAGAGAUUGACAUCCGAAGAGGCUGCUAUGUUCUAACUUCUAGUUUCCAAAGAAGUGACCAACGUCACCAUUAAGAAGAUGCAAGAAGCAUCGAGAUUGAGCUCCUCAUGUUUACCCCUAUGUAGUUUGGUGGAUAUGCGGGCAUUCUUUAUAUCCUUUAUUUUUAGUACACAAUAAGAUGAAAUUGUAGUUCUUGCUGGUCAAACACAUUUUUUCUUAUGGUUCAUUGUGUAUGAGGUUUCACAUUCAA